Messenger RNA from Adineta steineri, 531 nucleotides. Lineage: Eukaryota; Metazoa; Rotifera; Eurotatoria; Adinetida; Adinetidae. The record is from the annotation of a GenBank genome assembly.
AUGGAAACUGAAUCUUCGACAGAGAGAAAAUCAAUUUUAUCAAAUCAAAUAGCACGACCAUUACUUGAAGAAUUUUUUCUAAGUCAUCCAGCAAUAAGAAAUACACGACGUAAAACUCUUCUUCUCCUAACUAUUGAAUUGGGUAUAAUGGUGAUCUAUCUUAUUCUACAAAUGGUUAUGCUUUUUUUCACUCGUACCGAUCCACAUAAAAUGUAUAACAGUACAUUAAUAGAAUUGUUUCUUACUAUUAUUUCAAUUGUUCAUAUUAUUGCUUUUAUUAUUGUUGUUAUUGAAUAUUUUCCAACUGCUAUUUUAAUUUUCGCUUAUUUGACUUUAAUACAAUUAAUUGGUGGUUUUCUUCUACUUGUUUUGGCAAUAAUGACAACGGUUGUUAGUUUAACUAUAAUACAUACUGUUGGUUUUGGAAUUCUUCUCGAUCUUGCUUAUAUUCUUAUAGCUAUUUCAAUGAUUGGUUUAUCAGUUUAUAUUGCUGUUUAUUCAUUAACUUUAUUAAAAUUGAACAAAACAUAA